Messenger RNA from Talaromyces atroroseus, 1956 nucleotides. RefSeq lists its product as hypothetical. NCBI's taxonomy places the organism in Eukaryota, Fungi, Ascomycota, Eurotiomycetes, Eurotiales, Trichocomaceae. The record is from RefSeq and is a predicted model, not a curated record. The transcript has a single exon. Bases 1 to 1956 code for a protein of 651 amino acids.
AUGGCCCCUUCCAAGCCCCUUCCCCUCCAGGAUGAGUGGGACGACGUCGACUCGUACAUCGACGCCCUGCUCUCGUUCGCAACAUCAACGCCCCUGUUUCUAAACCUCUGCGGCGGCGUGCACAUCCUCGACUUCCUCACCAGCACGCCCGAUCUCUAUACGACCUUGCUCCCGCAAGAAUGGCGCGACUUCUUCCACGCACACGAUCUGUACGACAUCCUAGACUUGAUCUUGGCCGACGAGCUCGCUCAAUUCGAACGCCCCGGCGGCCUGGGAUGGAACCAGGAAGCAGGCAGGCAGUGGAAGAAUGGCCCUCUACCGCCGUCCUCGCUGCUAGACUACAUUCGCAACAUUCGCCGUCUGAGCCUGAAACGGGAUUUCACCUCGACGCUCCCACCGCGCGCCAGUGCAAUUCCGCGCCGCCUUGCAGUGGGCAUGAAAACGAAGAAAUUGCAUGAAGUCGAGUACUUCUCCAAGUAUGUCGACUCCUUUUCUACCGCCGUCUCGGAAACGCGCGGUGAACCAGUCACGCAUAUAGUCGAUUUCGGCUCCGGUCAGAACUACCUGGGUCGAACACUGGCUCACUCUUAUAACCGGCAUAUAAUUGCCAUUGAGCGCAAGCAUGCAUUCAUUAAGGGAGCGCAAGGAAUGGAUGUGCGUGCCAGGUUGGUGGAGAGGAAGAAGAAGGAAUUUCCCCCCCAAAAAGAGGAAUAUCAGGCAAAACAGAAAAAGGCCCAUGACGAGGAAGCUUUAUUAAAUAAGGUUGGAGACGAUGCAUGCACAACAUGUCCACCAAAAGCAGAAGAACCAGAGCAGCCACAAGAAGAGGACAAUGACAGCACCAUGUUCACCGUAUUCAAAGACCUUGACCUCAGCGCUGACGACUUGCCAUCUUUCCCGGCUAGUUUUGGCCAAAAGGCCAAAGACGAGGAAGUCCCAAGGCUGCGAGGCGCAAUAGAUUACAUCGAACACAACAUAAAAGACGGAUAUCUCGAGCCCAUCAUCCGACAUGUCGUUGAACCAAGCCCCGUCAAGGGCGAAGGCGAAGAAGAUGGAAGCGACGCUCGCGUCAUGGUCGUCUCGCUCCAUUCAUGCGGCAAUCUUCUUCACCACGGCAUCCGCUCUCUCGUCCUCAACCCAUCCGUCGUCGCAAUAGCCAUGAUCGGAUGCUGCUACAACCUGCUCACCGAACGCCUGGGACCAGCAACCUACAAGCUCCCCGUCCUACGGCACAUGCACCAAAGACUGGUAACCACGUCUAACGGCUACGACCCACACGGCUUCCCCAUGUCGAACCUCUUCGAGCAAUACCCGCAUCGCAGCGGCGGCACAGGAAUCAAAUUCAAUAUCACCGCGCGCAUGAUGGCCUGCCAGGCCCCAUUCAACUGGUCGCGCGAAGACACCGAGGCAUUCUUCACACGCCAUUACUACCGCGCUGUUCUCCAGCGAUUCUUCGCUGAUCACGGCAUCAUACCGAAACCGCAGCUGGCGACCUUUGAAGCCUUGGCGCGCGAUGCUUCUUCUCCCACCGCCCAAGAUUAUGACAACAACAACAACAGCGAAAAAGACAACUGGAAAAAAGCACCCGCCGUCGUAAUCGGAUCACUGAGAAAGACCGCCUACCACUCAUUCGUCGCGUAUGCAAAAGCCGCCAUGACAAAACUAUCCAAGGACCCGGCCCACAGAGACAAAAUGAGUCGGUUGAUGGAUGAAACGUCGACGGAGGAAUUGGAAAGAUAUGUCUCUGAAUACGCGUAUGCGAAGAAGAAUAUUAGCUUGGUCUGGGUUUUGAUGGCGUUUAGUUCUACGUUGGUCGAGGCUAUGAUUGUGAUUGAUCGCUGGCAGUUUCUUAGAGAGCAUGUGGCUUUGGGGCUGGUGAAGGAGUGCUGGGUUGAGCCAGUGUUUGAUUACGCUCAGAGUCCGAGGAAUUUGGCCGUGAUUGGCAUUAAAAAUUAG